Neocloeon triangulifer is the source of this 2237-nucleotide messenger RNA. RefSeq names its product elongation of very long chain fatty acids protein AAEL008004-like. Bases 408 to 1412 code for a protein of 334 amino acids. The transcript is spliced from 8 exons. NCBI's taxonomy places the organism in Eukaryota, Metazoa, Arthropoda, Insecta, Ephemeroptera, Baetidae. Gene Ontology annotation, molecular function: fatty acid elongase activity. Gene Ontology annotation, biological process: fatty acid elongation, monounsaturated fatty acid; sphingolipid biosynthetic process; very long-chain fatty acid biosynthetic process. The record is from RefSeq and is a predicted model, not a curated record. Gene Ontology annotation, cellular component: endoplasmic reticulum membrane.
AGAACCGGUAGACGAAAUUAGUCGUUCAAGCGCAUCCCCACCGACGAGUCUCAAAUUCGCCGCUCUCAGCACUCACUUCCGGCUGUAUUAAUGUCGUUCCGUGGGCGCGCGUGAUCCCGAGUAGCUGCUGGAGCUGCGCGAAAGGCCGUGCCGACGUUGACGGAGCCGCCGGAAGCCGAAGGAGCCGAGCUCUCUGUCUGAGAGCUGCAACCACCCUCAGGUGCGAAUUCGCCCGGUCGACGUUGACCCCGGCCACGCCCCUCACACCCAAAGCGACCUGACUGCGAAUGUGGCCGUCUCUAGUCGCCCCUGAAAUGCUAGUCUGACGCGGCCGGUGACUUAAAUUGACAGGUGUUCUCUUCUUACUCCUCUCUCGGCCUGUUGCUGCAGUCAAUUAGAUCACAAGCAUGGCUCACCUGCUGUACCAGGGGCUCGAGGCCUUCAAUGACUUCUUCGCGCGACACGGAGAUCAACGCGUCAAGGGCUGGUUCCUGAUGAGCUCUCCGCUGCCGACGCUCAGCAUCUGCCUGUCCUACGUGUACAUCGUCAAGGUGCUCGGCCCGAAGCUGAUGGAGAACCGCAAACCGUUCGAGCUGCGUCGCGUGCUCAUCGCCUACAACGCCUUCCAGGUGGUAUUCAGCACGUGGCUCUUCUACGAGUGCCUGAUGGGUGGUUGGCUGUUCCAUUACAGCUACAGGUGCCAACCUGUGGACACCUCUGACAAUCCCAUAGCCUGGAGGAUGGUCCACGCCUGCUGGUGGUAUUACUUCUCCAAAUUCACAGAGUUCUUCGACACAUUCUUCUUUGUGCUGCGCAAGAAGAACCAACACAUCUCGACCCUGCACGUGAUUCACCACGGCUGCAUGCCCAUGUCAGUGUGGUUCGGAGUCAUGUUCACGCCCGGCGGCCACAGCACCUUCUUCGGCCUGCUCAACACCUUCGUGCACAUCAUCAUGUACUUCUACUACAUGGUCGCCGCCAUGGGUCCUCAGUACCAGAAGUACAUCUGGUGGAAGAAGCACCUGACCACCCUGCAAAUGAUCCAGUUCAUCGGCAUCAUGACCCACGCGUUCCAGCUGCUCUUCGUCGAGUGCAACUACCCCAGGGCGUUCGUCUGGUGGAUCGGCAUGCACGCCGUCAUGUUCUUCUUCCUCUUCUCCGAGUUCUACAAGCAGACCUACAACGACGGCACCAAGCGGUCGGGCGCAAAGUCGCUUGCGGCCUUUGCCAAAUUCAUCCCCUGCAACCUUCAAAUGGACAAACUUCACCAAAACGGCCACGCCACCAACGGCCACGCGAACGGCCACGCAAAGGCAGUGAACGGACACGCCAGUUCGUACUACGGAGACCUGCCUCCUGAGCUGAGGCAGAGGACGUCGGAGGCGGCGGCCGUGGUUGCCGGCGGCAACUGAGGCGGCCAGCGGCGGCCAGUGUGCUCGAAGCUCUCAGGACUCUUGUGUGCGUGCUGGCUCCUCCCCUCGAAGGCGGCAGCUGGCUUGUGAUAGGGACGACGUGGACGGGCCGCGAGGGGAGGACAGACUGGUGGUGCCUCCGUCUGACUCUUAGUGCUGCUGCUGCUUUGCUGUGUGUUUGUUGAUUAAAUCUCCUCCUCUUUCAGUUGAGUGAGGGCGGCUCUACUGCUGCUGCUUUUAUUUUUCUACGCGCGCGCCCUUCACCCAACGUUCGGUUAAGAUCGGUGGAUUUUUAAAAAGAGCAAAAAUUAAUCAUCUCUCUCUCUCGUUCGCUCGCUCGUUGUUCACGCUAAAUUUCAAGAAGAAAUUAUUGUAAAAUUUAAGUGCAAAAAAAUAUCACUCGCACUCACCAUUUGAUUGAUAAUAAUGAUCUUGUUGUUGUUAUUAUUAUAUGAGAAUUGUUUGAAUUGUUAAUUAAGCGACGAUCGAUGAUGACGAUGCAUUUUUUUUUUCUUCAUUUUCACUCCGAAACGAGUUUGUUUGUCUGUCUGCCUGUAUGGAGAGAACUAAAAGCUGAAGAACUUGGAACGAAAACUCUGAGAUUUUCACUAGUUACAUAAUCCCCAUCCCUCCAUGAUUGUUUUGAUUGUUAGAGCAGUCGGGCGACAUUCCAUAAAGCCUAAUUAAUUAUUAAUUUUAAUUAAUUGUUUUAGUUGUUUUCUCUCCAUCUCAAGUAUUUAUAAAAGAAGAAGGAACCGUAAAAUGACACUGAACAGUUGUACUCGCGAUAAAUAAAAAAAAUGAUGAUUUGUUGUUCAUAAUAAA